GUACAAUAAAAUAUCAGCUUAGAAUAAAAAGUCUUAACUUAGAAAUAAACGUUUGUUCUUCAGUAUUUAUUUUUUGAUUGACUUAAUACGUACGGCUGUUAAUUAUGAGUUCAAGGAGUUCAAAUUCGCGGAUCGCUUGCGUGAUGGUGGGACUUCCCGCUCGUGGUAAAACUUACAUUGCGCAAAAAGUAUGCCGAUAUCUUCAAUGGCUAUGCGUCUCGACAAAAGUUUUUAAUGUUGGCAAUUAUCGUCGCAAACUUCACGGUGCGCAUCAGAUGCAUUCGUUUUUCGACCCCAGCAAUGAGGCAGGCGAGAUUGCGCGUAAGGAAGCAGCAGCAGAAGCUCUUAAAGACAUGUUAAGGUGGUUUGAAGAUGAGAACGGUACAGUAGCCAUAUUUGAUGCUACAAAUUCCACUCGGGAUAGACGUUCCUUCCUUUUAAAUCAUUGUAAGAAACAUGAUAUUCAGGUCAUAUUUAUUGAGUCAGUCUGUCAAGAUGAGGAUCUCAUCUUGCAAAAUAUAAUGGAAGUAAAGUUGUCGUCUCCCGAUUAUAAGGAUAUGGAUCCUGAAAGAGCAGCUGAAGAUUUUCGUGCUAGAAUUUCUCAUUAUAAAGAAGCAUAUGAAACUAUCACGGAAAGCGACUAUACUUAUAUCAAACUCGUCAAUGUUGGAAGUCAAGUCGUGAUUAAUAUGAUUCAAGGGUACUUACAGAGUCGAAUCGUUUAUUAUUUGAUGAAUUUACACAUUUUGCCUAGAAGUAUUUUCUUUAGUAGGCAUGGAGAGAGCAUCUUUAAUCUAAUGGGCAAAAUUGGCGGUGAUUCCGACCUAUCACCACGUGGUCGCAAAUAUGCGAAUGCAUUACCCAAACUAAUUCAUGAACAUUUGGGUGACCAACCAUUGACAGUCUGGACAUCCACAAUGAAGAGAACAAUACAAACCGCCGAACAACUGCCAUACCCAAAAUUACAAUGGAAGGCAUUAGAUGAGUUGGAUGCAGGAGUCUGUGAUGGAAUGACAUAUGAAGAAAUUGAGAAAAAAUACCCUGAAGAUUAUGCUAACCGAGAUGAUGAUAAAUUUAAUUACCGAUAUCGAGGUGGUGAGUCUUACCGAGAUGUUGUCCUUCGAUUGGAGCCAGUGAUAAUGGAACUUGAAAGACAACAAAAUAUUCUGAUAAUUGGACAUCAGGCUAUUCUUAGAUGCAUCUACGCAUAUUUCCACAACAAUCCUCAUGACGAAUUGCCAUAUAUUAAGAUUCCUCUACAUACAAUAAUUAAAUUAACUCCAAAAGCAUACGGAUGUGCAGAAAUCAAAUACAAAGUUGAUAUCGACGCGGUGGAUACUCAUAGACCUAAACCUCAACCAAAAUCGGCAAAGCAAGUAGUCAAUGGCAGGUCUUCAAUCGCAAGCUCCAAUCCACUAACAAAUGUUGCAAGUUAAUUUCGUGCACUAGUUGAAUAAUUUGGGAGGGCAAACUUGUAUAGGGUUAUAAAUAUUUAAUAAUCAUUAUUAUUAUUAUUUCAUUAUUUUUAAUAAUUAUUCCUAUUAUGAAUCUUCUACUUUCAAUCAUAUGAGGUAAGAAUGCGGACUCCGCAUUUUGGAAAGAGAAGAUCGAAGAAACGU
Messenger RNA from Rhizophagus irregularis DAOM 181602=DAOM 197198, 1619 nucleotides. The record is from RefSeq and is a predicted model, not a curated record. Lineage: Eukaryota; Fungi; Glomeromycota; Glomeromycetes; Glomerales; Glomeraceae.